Messenger RNA from Chanos chanos (milkfish), 1659 nucleotides. RefSeq names its product bile salt-activated lipase-like. Bases 1 to 1659 code for a protein of 552 amino acids. The transcript is spliced from 11 exons. Lineage: Eukaryota; Metazoa; Chordata; Actinopteri; Gonorynchiformes; Chanidae. The record is from RefSeq and is a predicted model, not a curated record.
AUGGCAGUGCUCGGGAUACUGAUUUCUGCAGCCCUUCUCCUAGGGUCUGCAUCUGCAGCCUCUCUGGGGGUGGUAUACACAGAAGGUGGAAUGGUAGAGGGGAAAAACAUUUGGCUUGGACUCUUUCGUUCCAUGGAUGUCUUCAAGGGAAUCCCAUUUGCUGCACCCCCUGGAAGGUUUGAGAAGCCUAAACCUCACCCUGGCUGGGAUGGUGUUCUGAAGGCGACAGAAUUCAGAAAGAGGUGUUUGCAGCCAAACUUGCUCCAGACUGACACACGUGGUAGUGAAGACUGCCUCUAUCUUAAUAUCUGGGUCCCUCAGGGCUCAAAAGUGUCAACUGGUCUUCCUGUUAUGGUUUGGAUCUAUGGUGGUGCAUUCCUGGUUGGUGGCUCACAGGGUGCUAACUUCCUGGACAACUAUCUGUACAGUGGUGAGGAGAUUGCUGACAGGGGCAACGUGAUUGUGGUAACCCUAAACUAUCGCGUUAGCACCCUUGGAUUCCUUAGCAGUGGAGAUUCAGACGCCCCAGGAAACUAUGGACUCUGGGAUCAGCAUGCUGCUAUUGCUUGGGUGCACAGGAACAUUGCUGCUUUUGGUGGAGAUCCUAACAACAUCACUAUCUUUGGAGAGUCUGCUGGAGGAGCCAGUGUAAACUUCCAGAUUCUUUCUCCAAUGAACAAAGGCUUGAUCAAGAGAGCCAUUUCUCAGAGUGGUGUUGCUCUCUGUCCUUGGGCUGUUAACAGGAAUCCAAGAGCAUUUGCUGAAGAGGUUGCUCGUAAAGUGGGAUGCCCAACUGAUAAGGGGAUGGUCCCUUGCCUGAAGAUUACUGAUCCUGUUGCGCUCACUCUUGCCGGCCAUUUGGAAUUAACUGGAUCUCCUUCAAACCCAGUUGUAAACAAUUUGGUCAUUGCACCUGUGAUUGAUGGAGAAUUCCUUCCAGAAGACCCUAGCAGACUGUUUCACAAUGCUGCUGAUAUUGACUACAUGGCUGGUAUCAAUGACAUGGAUGCACAUAUUUUCACCGGUUUUGAUAUUCCUUCGAUCAAUCAACCAUUUCAAGAUACACCUGUGGAGGAUGUAAAAACACUUCUGACAGCCCUGACCAAACCAAAGGGAGAGCCAGCUGCACUUGCUGCAAUUCAAGAGUACACUCUUGGCUGGGGAGCUGAUCCUCCCCAAUCCGAGGUGAAGAAGACCAUUGUGGCCAUUGAGACAGACUAUAUCUUCCUGGUGCCAACCCAGACUGCUUUGUACCUCCAUACUAACAAUGCCAAUACUGGUCGUACCUAUUCUUAUGUAUUCUCUGAGCCAUCACGCUUGCCUUUGUAUCCAUCCUGGAUGGGUGCUGACCACGCUGAUGACCUCCAGUAUGUGUUUGGAAAACCUUUCACCACUCCUCUGGGAUACUGGCCUCGUCAUAGGGAUGUGUCUGGAUACAUGAUUGCUUAUUGGACCAACUUUGCUAAAACUGGAGAUCCUAACAAUGGAGAUUCUAAAGUCCCUGUGACCUGGCCUGCCUUCACCAGCGCUGGGCACCAGUUCCUGGAAAUCAACAGCAAAAUGAAUCAGGACUAUGUUAAGCAGAAGCUGAGGACACGUUUUGUCUACUAUUGGACCAGCACUUUCAUGAGCUUCCCAACAGUGCUGGAUUCCAAAUAG